This is a messenger RNA of Nelumbo nucifera (sacred lotus), 1071 nucleotides long. Its product is annotated as histone-lysine N-methyltransferase trithorax-like protein. The record is from RefSeq and is a predicted model, not a curated record. Lineage: Eukaryota; Viridiplantae; Streptophyta; Magnoliopsida; Proteales; Nelumbonaceae.
UUGCUCCACACGGACAUGAACCAAGAGAAAGAAAAGAAAAACAGAACCUUGCUACCCAAGCUUUCCAACUUAAUUUCAUUUCAGGAGCUAAAAAACCAGGCAGAGCUAUAAAGGGAGGGUGAGAGAAAGGAGGCAAAAUCUCAGAAUUCUGUAAUCCAUUAGCCUCCAAGACAAAGGUGGGAAGAUGAAGAGGGAGGGUCGACAACAUGGGAUGGUUAGGAGCUACGCCAUCUUGCCAUCGCCAUGGAACCCAAGACCCAAUUCCAGAAUUGUCAACAAACUCGGUUCACCUCCGACCGCCGGAAUUUACACCAGAGUGUCGUCGAAGCCGACCAAUCACUCGAAAUUCACAGGAAAAUGUGGUCGACCCAAGUGUGAGGAGUGUCAUAUCCACCCUGCUGGCAAGUCGAAGGACAAGGCUAAGGGGACCCAGAAGCUCAGGUCGUCCGACGUGGUGACGAAUCAUCGAUUGGUUGCUUGGAGAGUCGUGGAUAAAGGCCAAGGAUUGAAUUAUGCCGGGCUAUCUGCAACGGCAAUUCUCAGUCAUUUGUCCAGCUGCAAUGACCUCUGGGACGAUGAAGACGAAGAGUACUAUGCCGACGACGCUUAUAACGAUUCUCAUGGGUUAGGGGAUAGUGAUCCGGUCGAAGCAGUUGAGUCGGGAGAAACUGAUGAAGUUGUUGAUGAUGACGACGAUGAUUGUAUGAGUUUUUGUGAUGUCGGAUUUGUGUUGGAACAGAUUGAUGGUGAUGAAGGUUGGUGCUUAGUGGCCGAGAUGUGAAUGUUUGACUGAAUCCUUGAAUUGUCAAUUUCAGUAAUAAUUGAAUAGAGAGGGAGGGGAUCUGAUUAUUUGUUUGAUCUCAAUCUCUCAAUCUCUAUGUGUGUAUGUGUUUCUUGUUCAUUGUUGCAAGUUUCUUCUUCCUGGUAUCUCGUUUAUUGAAAGACGAAGCGUGAUCACCCAGCAAGAAAUGCGUCAGCUUUUGUGUUUCCUGUGUACGGAAUGAUGGAAAUACGUGGUCAGAAUUACAUCAUUAGUGAAAUAUUAAUGUCCACUAAUCAGUAGUUACGAUA